Molecule: messenger RNA, 327 nt
Organism: Adineta steineri
Lineage: Eukaryota; Metazoa; Rotifera; Eurotatoria; Adinetida; Adinetidae
Source: the annotation of a GenBank genome assembly
AUGACAACAAAAAAAGUUGAUAAUUGUUUGAGACGAGCAAAAAAAGGCGAUACAUUAUAUAUGCAAUAUACAGGUGUUUUAAAAUCAAAUGGAGAAAAAUUUGAUUCAUCAUAUGAUCGUGGUCAUCCAUUUGUUUUUAAAAUAGGUUAUGGACAAGCUAUUCAAGGAUGGGAUCAAGGUUUACUUGAUAUAUGUGAAGGUGAAGAAAGAAAAUUAAUAAUUCCUCCAUCAUAUGCAUAUGGAGAUGUUGGAGCUGGUGAUGCAAUUCCACCAAAAGCAACACUUCUUAUGGAUGUUAGUUGUGACAAAAUUGAAAGAGAUGAAUAA